This is a messenger RNA of Striga hermonthica, 543 nucleotides long. NCBI's taxonomy places the organism in Eukaryota, Viridiplantae, Streptophyta, Magnoliopsida, Lamiales, Orobanchaceae. The record is from the annotation of a GenBank genome assembly.
AUGGCUGAUUGCGAAAGAGCGGAUAGCUUGCUGAAUCUGGACUCGCUGAGAAAGAGUUUGGUCCGACAGGAAGAUUCUAUCGUCUUCUGUCUGAUUGAGAGGUCAAAAUACCCCAUCAAUUCAGGGCUUUACGAUGAUAAGUAUUCAGACAGAUUUUCGUCUUCUCUGUUAGAAUUCUUUAUUAAGGAAUCCGAAGCUCUUCAGGCAAAGGCUGGCCGUUAUACUUCCGAGGAAGAGAAUGCGUUUUUCCCCGACAAUUUACCAUCUCCAAUACUUCCAUCACAUGAUCAUACACCGGUUCUGCAUCCUCAAGGAGCUUCCAUUAACAUAAAUGAUAAGAUACUGAACGAACUGUACCUCAAGAAUUUACUUCCUCUAAUUGCCGGCGAGGGUAGUGAUGGGAAUUACGCACCCACCGCCGCCAGUGAUCUAAAUUGUUUGCAGGCUCUCUCCAAAAGGAUUCAUUUGGGAAAAUUCGUGGCCGAGGUUAAAUUCAGAGAUGCACCUGACGAUUAUAUCCCUGCAAUACGUGCUAAGGUAUAA